AGUCCUAACAAGCUUCAUGGUUGGUCAUGGAACUGCUGCAGUUCACAUGUCUGCUUUUACUUCUCAGCUUGAGAUUUUUGACAGGUUUUGGCCAGCAGUGUGGGGGUAACCAGUGGCUGUGUGAUGAUGGAACUUGUCUGCCUCUUUCCUGGCACUGCGAUGGAUAUGGAGACUGUAUGGACGGCUCUGAUGAAAUGGCCUGCCCCUGUCCUAGGGGCCAGGUUGCCUGCAUUUCCGGGGCUCCUGGUUGUAUAAUUACCUCUGCAGUAUGUGAUGGGCAGCGCCAGUGUUCUGAUGGGUCUGAUGAGCUUAACUGCCCAGAGAACCAGGGCUGUCUGCAGGGGGACUGGAGGUGUAGGAAUAAGAUCUGCAUCACCAAGGACCAAUACUGCAAUGGUGCUAACGACUGUGUGGACAACUCUGAUGAGACCUGUGGCCGGUGUGGGCCAACGGCUGUGCGUUGUCCUGGAGGGGUGUGUCUGACUGAAGAUGAGAGGUGUGAUGGAAAAUUGCACUGCUCUGAUGGCAGCGAUGAACCCUCUACCUGUGGGAGGACCUGUUCAGAAGAGAACGGUGGCUGCAGUCACUCCUGUGUGGAUCAGCCCUGGGGAGCUCUCUGCUCCUGUCCUAAAGGCCAUAGACUGUCUGCUCAUGGAGCCUCCUGUCUGGAUGUGGAUGAAUGCUCUCUGCCUUACGGUCCAUGCAUGCACUUCUGUGUCAACACACCCGGGUCCUUCCGCUGCCACUGCCGAGACGGCUUCCAGCUUCAAGGAACCACUUACUGCUAUGCUAAAGGAAAUUAUACAAAGUUUCUAACUGCAAAGAAAGGAACUAUCGGAUUUCUGAAUCUGAAGACUCUGCGAUUUGAGUCUAUACAAAGUAUUGGCUAUGAUCCUCUGGCCCUGGCCUUUGACCUCUCCAGGAGCUCAUUCUACUGGGCUGAUGACCAGGGGAACAUCUGCAAGGCUAAGGAGCAGCGGCGCAGGAUCCUUUAUCAUGGACAAUAUGGGGUUAGAAGUCUAGUCUGUGAUUGGCUGACAGGCCAGCUGUACUGGACCAACCAGAAGACCCGGUCUAUUCAUGUUGGGGCAGCUGAUGGGAGUGGAUUUGCAACGGUCUUGGCCAAGAACAUAGACCCAUUGGAGCUGGUCCUUCUUCCCAUUGAAAGCUUGUUGUUUUGGAUCAACAAAGGUCCUGGUGAUAAAAUUACUCUGGAGAGAUCUGGGAUGGAUGGGUUAAAGCAGGAAUCUCUGGUGGUCCUCACUGCACAGGCACCACGGAGUCUGACCUUGGACGUUACAGUUCGGAGGCUGUACUGGAUGAGUGAUUUUAAAAAGUCCAUAGAGACUGUGCGAGUGGAUGGGAAUGGUCGCUACAGCUUUCGGGAGUUCUUCAAGAGACCAGCUCAGAGCCUGGCGGUGUUUGAGAGGUGGUUCUACUGGACAGAUCAGAAGGGUCUGUGGCGCUCCCCUCAGGACCAACCUAAUCAGAAGACCUUUAUUCAGAGGACAACGCUCCCUGUCCUUGAGGCAUACCAUGAACGACAGCAGCCAAAAGCUCCAUCAGCCUGUGUAAAGUCUGGCUGCCAGCUCUGCAUGCCGACUCUGGACCUGCCUGCUGGGUUCACCUGUACCUGUCCUGAUGACAAACUGCUCAUGGCAGAUGGCUCAUGUGAAUAUCCCAGGUUUGCUUAUGCAACAUCCAGAACACUGAACCUGUUUGAGUUGAAAGGGAAGGAGCUGAUCAAGAAAUUACUGCUGACUACAGAUGAUGUCUUUGAGUCUUUUGACAUCGACUGGAGGGGGAACUGGGUCUACUGGGCAAACAGCACUGGUCAUGUGAUGCGCUGGAGCCUCAAUACCGGCCAAACGGAGACUGUCCCCACGCUGAGACCAGCCUGCGUGGUGUCAGUAGACCAGAAGAUGAGAAAUCUGUACUGGCUGUCAUGUGAUGAAGUCUGUGUUGGCGUCACUAACAUGGAUCAGGGUUACCCACGGAGACUGUACCAGUCUGGCAGUGAGGUAAGAGAUGUUUACCUGGACUGGCAGCGGGGGAGGCUGUACUUGCUGGAGGCUGGCUGGAUCCUAUCCAUGAGACUGCCAGGAGGAAACCCUAGGAAAGUCCUGAGAGUGGAGGGACUCGUCGCUGGGCGCAUUGUUUUGGACCUGAAAUCCAACACACUGCUCUGGAACACAGAGGGGGGCGAUCUGAAGAUCAUGAGUCUGUUGAAGUCCCAGACUCACCUGGCAGGCAGAGAGUGGAAUGUCCCUGGUUCCAUCAUGGCCGCUCACGCUCCACUCCUAGUGUCACUGUUUAAUGAUGUCAUCACUGUGUGGGACCGGCGGGACAGGAGGCGUGCCCAAGAUGUCCCUGUCAGACCAGGCGUUGUCAGGGUGAUCGUGGCUCUGGAUGUAAAGGAAGUGCCUCCUGCUCAGCCAGUCUGUACCAGUCCGUCAGUGAUGUGUCGGGGCUCAACUUUGUGCAUCUCCCAAACUCAGCUGUGUGACACAUUGAGAGACUGCCCUGAUGGUUUUGAUGAGGAGUCCUGCAUUACUAAAUGUCCAAACAGAGGUGAGUUCCGGUGUAAGGACAGGAGGAAAUGUAUUGAGAGGAGUCUGGUUUGUGAUGGACGCUCUCAUUGCCAAGACGGCUCAGAUGAGGUUGGCUGUCAGACGAUAGCUGCUCCAACAUCCCAGACAUUGCCCCUGAAGUGUCGUAUGGGUUCUAGACUGUGCAAGGAUGGGAAAGAGUGUGUCCUGCACAGCCAUGUUUGUGAUGGAGAGGUGGACUGUAAGGAUGGAUCAGAUGAACAGGACUGUGAGCUCCUCUGCAAAGCAGGUCAGUUCCAGUGUGCUCAUGGGAAGAAGUGUAUCGACCAGCAGCAGGUGUGUGAUGGGAAGGCACAGUGCCAGGAUCGCUCUGAUGAAAUGGACUGCUUCAAGCCCACCAAGAGCUGCAGACAUCGCUGUGACAACAAUAGCCGCUGUAUCCCAAAAACCUUCCUCUGUGAUGGAGAGAGAGACUGUGCGGACGGCUCUGAUGAGGAAGGCUGUGAUUCUAACAAGGCCCUUCCUCCUGUCGUGCCAACUCUGGUUCAGACCUGUACCAGUCCAUCAGUGAUGUGUCGGGGCUCAACUUUGUGCAUCUCCCAAACUCAGCUGUGUGACACAUUGAGAGACUGCCCUGAUGGUUUUGAUGAGGAGUCCUGCAUUACUAAAUGUCCAAACAGAGGUGAGUUCCGGUGUAAGGACAGGAGGAAAUGUAUUGAGAGGAGUCUGGUUUGUGAUGGACGCUCUCAUUGCCAAGACGGCUCAGAUGAGGUUGGCUGUCCAACGAUAGCUGCUCCAACAUCCCAGACAUUGCCCCUGAAGUGUCGUAUGGGUUCUAGACUGUGCAAGGAUGGGAAAGAGUGUGUCCUGCAAAGCCAUGUUUGUGAUGGAGAGGUGGACUGUAAGGAUGGAUCAGAUGAACAGGACUGUGGUGGAUCUCCAAUUCCACUUACUACCGCUUAUUUGGCUCCAACUGCAACCAUUCCAGAUAAUCUUCCUGCUCAGCCAGUCUGUACCAGUCCAUCAGUGAUGUGUCGGGGCUCAACUUUGUGCAUCUCCCAAACUCAGCUGUGUGACACAUUGAGAGACUGCCCUGAUGGUUUUGAUGAGGAGUCCUGCAUUACUAAAUGUCCAAACAGAGGUGAGUUCCGGUGUAAGGACAGGAGGAAAUGUAUUGAGAGGAGUCUGGUUUGUGAUGGACGCUCUCAUUGCCAAGACGGCUCAGAUGAGGUUGGCUGUCAGACGAUAGCUGCUCCAACAUCCCAGACAUUGCCCCUGAAGUGUCGUAUGGGUUCUAGACUGUGCAAGGAUGGGAAAGAGUGUGUCCUGCACAGCCAUGUUUGUGAUGGAGAGGUGGACUGUAAGGAUGGAUCAGAUGAACAGGACUGUGAGCUCCUCUGCAAAGCAGGUCAGUUCCAGUGUGCUCAUGGGAAGAAGUGUAUCGACCAGCAGCAGGUGUGUGAUGGGAAGGCACAGUGCCAGGAUCGCUCUGAUGAAAUGGACUGCUUCAAGCCCACCAAGAGCUGCAGACAUCGCUGUGACAACAAUAGCCGCUGUAUCCCAGAAACCUUCCUCUGUGAUGGAGAGAGAGACUGUGCGGACGGCUCUGAUGAGGAAGGCUGUGAUUCUAACAAGGCCCUUCCUCCUGUCGUGCCAACUCUGGUUCAGACCUGUACCAGUCCAUCAGUGAUGUGUCGGGGCUCAACUUUGUGCAUCUCCCAAACUCAGCUGUGUGACACAUUGAGAGACUGCCCUGAUGGUUUUGAUGAGGAGUCCUGCAUUACUAAAUGUCCAAACAGAGGUGAGUUCCGGUGUAAGGACAGGAGGAAAUGUAUUGAGAGGAGUCUGGUUUGUGAUGGACGCUCUCAUUGCCAAGACGGCUCAGAUGAGGUUGGCUGUCCAACGAUAGCUGCUCCAACAUCCCAGACAUUGCCCCUGAAGUGUCGUAUGGGUUCUAGACUGUGCAAGGAUGGGAAAGAGUGUGUCCUGCAAAGCCAUGUUUGUGAUGGAGAGGUGGACUGUAAGGAUGGAUCAGAUGAACAGGACUGUGGUGGAUCUCCAAUUCCACUUACUACCGCUUAUUUGGCUCCAACUGCAACCAUUCCAGAUAAUCUUCCUGCUCAGCCAGUCUGUACCAGUCCAUCAGUGAUGUGUCGGGGCUCAACUUUGUGCAUCUCCCAAACUCAGCUGUGUGACACAUUGAGAGACUGCCCUGAUGGUUUUGAUGAGGAGUCCUGCAUUACUAAAUGUCCAAACAGAGGUGAGUUCCGGUGUAAGGACAGGAGGAAAUGUAUUGAGAGGAGUCUGGUUUGUGAUGGACGCUCUCAUUGCCAAGACGGCUCAGAUGAGGUUGGCUGUCAGACGAUAGCUGCUCCAACAUCCCAGACAUUGCCCCUGAAGUGUCGUAUGGGUUCUAGACUGUGCAAGGAUGGGAAAGAGUGUGUCCUGCACAGCCAUGUUUGUGAUGGAGAGGUGGACUGUAAGGAUGGAUCAGAUGAACAGGACUGUGAGCUCCUCUGCAAAGCAGGUCAGUUCCAGUGUGCUCAUGGGAAGAAGUGUAUCGACCAGCAGCAGGUGUGUGAUGGGAAGGCACAGUGCCAGGAUCGCUCUGAUGAAAUGGACUGCUUCAAGCCCACCAAGAGCUGCAGACAUCGCUGUGACAACAAUAGCCGCUGUAUCCCAGAAACCUUCCUCUGUGAUGGAGAGAGAGACUGUGCGGACGGCUCUGAUGAGGAAGGCUGUGAUUCUAACAAGGCCCUUCCUCCUGUCGUGCCAACUCUGGUUCAGACCUGUACCAGUCCAUCAGUGAUGUGUCGGGGCUCAACUUUGUGCAUCUCCCAAACUCAGCUGUGUGACACAUUGAGAGACUGCCCUGAUGGUUUUGAUGAGGAGUCCUGCAUUACUAAAUGUCCAAACAGAGGUGAGUUCCGGUGUAAGGACAGGAGGAAAUGUAUUGAGAGGAGUCUGGUUUGUGAUGGACGCUCUCAUUGCCAAGACGGCUCAGAUGAGGUUGGCUGUCCAACGAUAGCUGCUCCAACAUCCCAGACAUUGCCCCUGAAGUGUCGUAUGGGUUCUAGACUGUGCAAGGAUGGGAAAGAGUGUGUCCUGCAAAGCCAUGUUUGUGAUGGAGAGGUGGACUGUAAGGAUGGAUCAGAUGAACAGGACUGUGGUGGAUCUCCAAUUCCACUUACUACCGCUUAUUUGGCUCCAACUGCAACCAUUCCAGAUAAUCUUCCUGCUCAGCCAGUCUGUACCAGUCCAUCAGUGAUGUGUCGGGGCUCAACUUUGUGCAUCUCCCAAACUCAGCUGUGUGACACAUUGAGAGACUGCCCUGAUGGUUUUGAUGAGGAGUCCUGCAUUACUAAAUGUCCAAACAGAGGUGAGUUCCGGUGUAAGGACAGGAGGAAAUGUAUUGAGAGGAGUCUGGUUUGUGAUGGACGCUCUCAUUGCCAAGACGGCUCAGAUGAGGUUGGCUGUCAGACGAUAGCUGCUCCAACAUCCCAGACAUUGCCCCUGAAGUGUCGUAUGGGUUCUAGACUGUGCAAGGAUGGGAAAGAGUGUGUCCUGCACAGCCAUGUUUGUGAUGGAGAGGUGGACUGUAAGGAUGGAUCAGAUGAACAGGACUGUGAGCUCCUCUGCAAAGCAGGUCAGUUCCAGUGUGCUCAUGGGAAGAAGUGUAUCGACCAGCAGCAGGUGUGUGAUGGGAAGGCACAGUGCCAGGAUCGCUCUGAUGAAAUGGACUGCUUCAAGCCCACCAAGAGCUGCAGACAUCGCUGUGACAACAAUAGCCGCUGUAUCCCAGAAACCUUCCUCUGUGAUGGAGAGAGAGACUGUGCGGACGGCUCUGAUGAGGAAGGCUGUGAUUCUAACAAGGCCCUUCCUCCUGUCGUGCCAACUCUGGUUCAGACCUGUACCAGUCCAUCAGUGAUGUGUCGGGGCUCAACUUUGUGCAUCUCCCAAACUCAGCUGUGUGACACAUUGAGAGACUGCCCUGAUGGUUUUGAUGAGGAGUCCUGCAUUACUAAAUGUCCAAACGGUGGUGAGUUCCGGUGUAAGGACAGGAGGAAAUGUAUUGAGAGGAGUCUGGUUUGUGAUGGACGCUCUCAUUGCCAAGACGGCUCAGAUGAGGUUGGCUGUCAGACGAUAGCUGCUCCAACAUCCCAGACAUUGCCCCUGAAGUGUCGUAUGGGUUCUAGACUGUGCAAGGAUGGGAAAGAGUGUGUCCUGCACAGCCAUGUUUGUGAUGGAGAGGUGGACUGUAAGGAUGGAUCAGAUGAACAGGACUGUGAGCUCCUCUGCAAAGCAGGUCAGUUCCAGUGUGCUCAUGGGAAGAAGUGUAUCGACCAGCAGCAGGUGUGUGAUGGGAAGGCACAGUGCCAGGAUCGCUCUGAUGAAAUGGACUGCUUCAAGCCCACCAAGAGCUGCAGUCAUCGCUGUGACAACGAUAGCCGCUGUAUCCCAGAAACCUUCCUCUGUGAUGGAGAGAGAGACUGUGCGGACGGCUCUGAUGAGGAAGACUGUGUGGCAAAGCCGUGUGGCCAGCAGCUGUAUCAGUGUAGUAAUGGUCAGUGUGUGUCUGAGGCUUUCCGUUGUGACGGCCAUGCUGACUGCGGAGACCAUUCUGACGAGGUGGGAUGUGCCAAACCCCCCCACUGUCCCCCGGAGCGCCGCUGCCCAAACAGCCAUGAAUGUCUUGUGGAGGAAUGGCUGUGUGAUGGGGAGCAAGACUGCCAGGACGGUUCAGACGAGAGGAACUGUAAGGUGUCUCCAGUGACGUGUGGGGAGUUCCAGUGGAGCUGUGUCUCUAGGAGCCAGUGUAUCCCUGCGACCUGGAGGUGUGAUGGACAGAAGGAUUGUGAGGACCACAGUGACGAGGCUGGAUGUGGCCAGGUGAAGUGCUCCAACCAGCUUUACCAGUGUGGUAGUGGAGAGUGUGUGGACCAUUCUCUACUAUGUGACCACAUCAUCAACUGUCCUGAUGGAUCUGACGAGGGGCACGGCUGUUCCACCACUAACUGCUCCAGCCCUGGGACCCCCCAAUGUGACCAGCACUGUGUUAGCACCCCUUACGGACCGAGGUGCAUCUGUGCUGCAGGCUUCCGGCUCCAGGCUAAUGGUCUGUCCUGUGUGGAUGUUGACGAGUGUAACGAGGUUCUACCACCCGUCUGCAGCCACACCUGCCUUAACACCCACAGCUCCUUCCUGUGUCGCUGUCACCAUGGAUAUCUGCUGGAACCAAAUGGUCGCAGCUGCAAGACCCAAGAUGAGGCUCACCUGCUGGCAUCUGUUCAGUUUGAGCUGCUGGUAUUGGGGCUGCAUAGCUCCAGCCUUUCAGUGCUCUCCACUAGUCAGACACCUGUGUUCUGUGUGGAUUAUGACUGGCGAGACCAGAGGGUAUACUGGGUCAGUCUGGAGGAGGAGAGCAUCAAGUGGACUUCCAUCAACACCAAGGACACAGGCACUCUGGUCAAAGGUGUGAAGUCUGAGUCUAUAGCUGUGGACUGGGUUGGCAGGAACCUGUACUGGCUGGAUGGGCUGGCCAGUCAGAUUCUGGCUGUGAGGCUGGGCACAUCUACAGUAAAGUCUCAGAACUACAUAGUGGUUCUGGAUGAGGAUCUGGAGCAGCCUCGCUCGCUACUGCUGCUGCCACACAAAGGGUUGAUGUACUGGUCAGAGGUUGGUAGCGAUCCCCAGAUAGAGCGGUCAGGGAUGGAUGGCUCUGAGAGGAAGGUGGUGUUGACUAGUGGUCUCAGCUGGCCAGUCAGUCUUUCUGUGGACACUCUCACUGACCGAAUCUACUGGGCAGAUGAAAAACUGCAGUGCAUCGGCUCUGUAUCCCUGGAAGGACACGAUGUCAGGCUUCUGCAGCUGACUGAAAUGCCCAGUCCCUUCUCUGUAAUGGUCUUCAAUGACAUGGUCUACUGGUCUGACACCAAGAGGAGAACUAUUCAAGUAUCCCACAAGAACACUGGCAAGAACCGCAAAGUUUUACUCAAAAGACCUGGACAGCCUUUUGGCAUCAGGAUGAUGCACCCCCUCCAGCAGACCAACGUGUCCAGCCCCUGUGAGGAGCUCCAGUGUUCACACAUCUGUCUCUUGGCUCCAGGGCUGUCUACAAGCCCCAGGGCUGGGUCUAUGGGACCCAAAGCUGUGUGUAGAUGCGCAGCAGGGCUACUCCUGGCUGGGGACGGCCUCACCUGCUCCACCCUUGUAGACACCACCUUCCUCUUGCUCCUCUCUCCUACUGCAGUUACACAGAUAUACCUUAGCACCAUCCAUAAUGGUGUAGGGUUGAAGCAGUUGCCUGAGCACCAUAUAUGGUCUCUGCCGGGGGUGCACCAGGCCUCAGGGAUGGAUUUGGCUGUACAGGAGAGGAAAGUAUACCUGGCUGAUGCUGCUCAGGGCUCAGUGGAUCUCCUGAAACUGAGUAACUCAGGCCUGACACCAGGCAGCAGAGUCCUGAAUCUCCAGGGCGAUACAGUGAUGGCUCUGGCUGUGGACUGGGUCACACUCAACCUGUACUGGAGCAGCAGGAAGCAGCCUGACCUACAUGUCACCACCACUAGGGGGCAGCACACUGCACCUCUACUCCAACUAGGCCUUCAGGGAACCACCUCCAUCGCCCUGCACCCCCCCUCAGGACGCUUGUGCUUCACGGCCUUGGGCCAGGUGAAUGUGAGGAGCCUGCCGCAGGUGGACUGUGCCUUCAUGGAUGGACGUAGUCAGAAGCUGCUCUGGAAGAAAGCUGUGAUGCCAACCUCCCUUCUGUUCUCCAACAAGGGCACUCAGCUGUAUUGGGCUGACAUAGGUGCUGGAGUGAUCGGCUCCAUUCUUCUGGAUGGUUCUGGAUAUAAACAGUUUAAAGCAGAUCCCGGCCUCAUGUCCUUCACACUGGUUGAGAACAUCCUCCUGUGGAGCAGCCUGGACAAAGAUGUGACUAGACUCUGGUUCAGUGAUGGAUUUCAGCCCAAGCAGCUGUGGUUUGAGGUCAAUACCAAUGUAGUGGCACUGAGGGUUUACAGCAAGACCAGUCAGAAAGGAACUAACAGCUGCUCAGAGCGGAACGGAGGCUGCAGUCAGCUGUGCCUGGCCUACCCAGGGGGGCGUAGCUGCCGAUGUGGACGUGGUUACCAGCCUAUCGACACCAAAAUGUGUAGACCUUUCCCCUCCCUCCAGUGUCCAGAGGGCAGCAGGGCCUGUAGCGACGGCAGCAGGUGCCUCCCCCUCACAAAGUUCUGUAACCACCAGACAGACUGCCUCGACCAUUCAGACGAGAUCAAAUGUGGGUCUGGAGUGAAGCCCCACGAUGUCAGCCAUAGUAAACCUUCCCUGGGGCAUGCUGGGAACACUGUCCCUCCUGGCCAGGACUGGUCUGGGAGGACCACCCCCGGGGGGGUAGAUGUGCAGAAGCUGGACUCUGAGUCAUGUGAUGUCCAGCAGUGUCAUGGACAUGGGAAAUGUGUGACAAGCGGUGGAGAAACCACCUGCCAGUGUCUUCUGGGAUACCAGGGUGUGUUCUGUGAGGAGGGUGAGGGACCAGGGGUCAGUAAUGCCCCCCUCACUUUGGGCAUCCUCAGCCUCAUUGGUGGAGUCCUCAUCGCUGCUGUCAUCAUCAGGAAGAGCAGAGCAAGAGCUGCAGCUCGGGGGCAGUCCACAGAGAAGGAGACUCUGAUGACCAAUAUGGAUGAACAGACGGUCUACGCUGUGUCUUUCAACAACGAUCUGUAUGAUCCUGACCAGGAAUUCAUCUCAUCUGCUGAUGGGACAUCUCAACAUCUGUAAAUGUUGCCUUUCCCCUUGUGCUCUGAAAUAAAGAAUAGUAGUCUGAUGUUAAA
This is a messenger RNA of Salmo salar (Atlantic salmon), 10384 nucleotides long. NCBI's taxonomy places the organism in Eukaryota, Metazoa, Chordata, Actinopteri, Salmoniformes, Salmonidae. The record is from RefSeq and is a predicted model, not a curated record.